GGGUUUAGGCUGAGGUGUCUUGAUGAUUAGGUUUCAGGCUGCCAGGAGAAGCCCCAAUACCAAGGGUGAUUGGAUAUAAUUAGAAGUGGGAACUGUCCCCAACCUCCAGACAAUGUGGAUCAGAUAUAAGAUCUUAAUCUUUUCUUAUCUGACUACAGAAAUCUGCACGGAGAAGCAUUAUUUAUCUCAAAAAGAAGUGGACCGAGGAGCUUAUUUAACCAGACACCACACCAUUUUGGAAGGUUUUCGAUUCAAAAGAGCCAUUUACCAAGGACGGUACUGUAGAAGUUUCGGUUGUUGUGAAGACAGAGAUGAUGGCUGUGUCACUCAGUUCUAUGAGGCAAAUGCAUGGUGCUACUGUGAUAGAUUCUGUGAAAGGGAAAACUCUGACUGCUGCCCUGAUUACAAGUCCUUUUGCCAUGAAGAGCAAAAGUGGCUUCCUCCCACACAGCCCUGGUUUCUGGAAGGUUGCUUCAAAGAUGGGCAACAUUAUGAAGAAGGAUCAGUAAUUAAAGAAAACUGCAACUCCUGCACAUGCUCAGGACAGCACUGGAAAUGUUCCCAGCAUACAUGCCUUGUCCGCCCAGAAUUAAUUGAACACAUCAACAAAGGAGACUAUGGAUGGACAGCAGAGAACUACAGCCAGUUCUGGGGAAUGACUCUAGAAGAGGGCUUCACAUUUCGCCUGGGCACCUUGGCCCCUAGCCCCAUGCUCCUGAGCAUGAACGAAGUGACGGCUGCUUUACCUGCCAAAACUGAUCUUCCAGAGUUUUUUAUUGCUUCUUAUAAGUGGCCGGGAUGGACUCAUGACCCACUGGAUCAAAAAAAUUGUGCGGCAUCCUGGGCAUUUUCCACUGCAAGUGUGGCUGCUGAUCGAAUAGCAAUUCAGUCCAAUGGUCGAUACACCGUCAACCUCUCCCCUCAGAAUUUGAUCUCCUGCUGUCUCAAGCACCGUUAUGGAUGCAGUGGUGGAAGCAUUGAUAGAGCUUGGUGGUACCUGAGAAAACGUGGACUGGUAUCUCAUGCAUGCUAUCCACUUUUCAAGGACCAAAACUCUACCAAUGGAUGUGCCAUGGCCAGUAGGUCCGAUGGGCAGGGGAAACGGCAUGCCACAACACCAUGCCCCAACAACAUCGAAAAAUCUAACAGGAUCUACCAGUGUUCUCCCCCAUACAGAGUCUCUUCCAAUGAAACACAGAUAAUGAAAGAAAUAAUGAAAAAUGGACCAGUUCAAGCCAUAAUGCAAGUCCAUGAAGAUUUCUUCUAUUACAAGACAGGAAUAUAUAGACAUGUUACCAGCACAAUUGAAGAUUCAGAAAAAUAUCAAAAGCUUCGGACCCAUGCAGUCAAACUUACUGGGUGGGGUACACUGAGAGGAGCAAAAGGAAGAAAAGAAAAAUUUUGGAUUGCUGCCAAUUCCUGGGGAAAGUCAUGGGGAGAGAAUGGCUAUUUUAGGAUUCUUCGAGGAGUAAAUGAAUCUGACAUUGAAAAGUUGAUUAUUGCAGCUUGGGGCCAACUGACAAGUUCAGAUGAACCAUAACAUAUUAAAGUUUUGUAAGGUCAUGUGUUCAACCCCUUAAAUUGAAAUUUAGCAACAUGAGGGUCUCCAUGACAGUGGAAACUUUGUCUCUUCACUCUGUGUGUAUAAAUGUAUCUGUUUUACUCAAGGCUUGUACUAACAUAAUAAAGAGCAGCAGAGUGGCCUAAUGACUAAA
This is a messenger RNA of Heterocephalus glaber (naked mole-rat), 1715 nucleotides long. It is a transcript of the gene Tinag, whose product is annotated as tubulointerstitial nephritis antigen. Gene Ontology annotation, biological process: proteolysis. Lineage: Eukaryota; Metazoa; Chordata; Mammalia; Rodentia; Bathyergidae. The record is from RefSeq and is a predicted model, not a curated record. Gene Ontology annotation, molecular function: cysteine-type peptidase activity.